Molecule: messenger RNA, 1749 nt
Organism: Perkinsus marinus ATCC 50983
Lineage: Eukaryota; Perkinsozoa; Perkinsida; Perkinsidae
Exons: 13
Coding region: 1-1749 (582 amino acids)
Biological process (GO): protein deubiquitination
Molecular function (GO): cysteine-type deubiquitinase activity
Source: RefSeq, a predicted model, not a curated record
AUGACAACAUCGUCGUCCGAGGAGAAUAAUAUUACCCCCGUCGCCCCGCAAGUCAACGUCGCCUCUACAGCAUCGUUGAAGGGAAUAUUCGGCAAGAAAAGUGCUUCUAAGAAGAAGUUUAAAACGACAAAUCUGAACUCGGACCGACAGAAGGCUGAGACUAAGAAAAAGGAGGAGGAUUGUAAAAGAGAGGCGGCGGCAUUGGCCCGUCGAGCAGCCCAGUUAGAACAGGAAAGGGAGGAGGCAGCAGCGAGGGGGGAGAUAGAUCUUGAUGGUGCUGAGGGAUGGUAUCGUAGUAUGCAGGUCUUUGAGAAGAAGUGCGCAGAGGCUGGGUUGAGGAUACGUGAAGUCCACAAUGAUGGUAAUUGUAUGUUCCGGUCCUUCGUGGAUCAGCUUGGUUAUGAUGCUGAUGGCCCGAAAGACUACAAGAAUGCUCGUAAAGCGGCAGUGCAGUAUAUCCGGAGAAAUGAGAGUACCUUUGAACCGUUCAUGGAACCAGGUGUCACCACGGCCGUUUAUACUCAGCGUAUGCAAAACGACAAAGUGUGGGGAGGCAACAUCGAGCUGCAGGCCUUGGCCCAGCAUUAUCGAGUCAAUGUAGUAGUGCUGCAGUUAUCACAGCAUGCUUACGAAGCCAGUGAACUGCAAAUGAUCGAGAUGAAAAAUUUCGACGAUUCCGCGCCGUGUGUAGUCCUGAGCUAUCAUGAUGGUCUACAUUACAACUCUGUACGAUUGGCUGAUGAUAAGAAGAAAAUGACAACUAAUAUACUUCACUAUGAAGACAUUCGAAAAUUGGGCCAUGAUGGAUGGAGUAUGAUAGUAACUAAUGUCGUUGAAAUGUACCUGAGCAAACCUGAUGAUUCCUCCAUCCCCGCGAUGCAUUCCUCGUCACAUAAGUUCAUCCUAAACUCCGAUCCAAUCGAAUUAAGGCAUUGGACUCCGUUGUUACUACGAGAGGAAGUUGAUCAUCAUCAUCUACGCAUUACGCUUACUUUAUCUACUGAUACUGAUCAUCUUGGGGUUGCCCUCAUGGGCUUCCAACAGUUUACACUCUCGAUUGAUGCAUUCCGGACUACCGAAGUAGAACUAUUGAAUGAAGCAGGCAUUAUAGCUACUAUAGAAAUCUGCACAGCGGUAUUCCCUCGUGAUGUUAAGUUCAUCACACCACUGGAACAAGAAGAAUCUCUGCUGGGUUCACUUUUACCAUUAGAAGACCCCCAGGUGGCGAAUAUCAUGUCAACUUUUGAGAGAUCAGCAGCGCAGGAACGGCGUAUGUCUGCUAUCGAAAUAGCAGUGGAUUUUCUAGGCGGUUUAGAGGUCGAGAUGGGAGGCGGCGCGGAAUCUUUUGCGCACAGCGAAGGUUUUGCUAUGGUGGAUGAGUUGCUUGAGGAGGAGGAGGAGGAGAAAGAUUCGGAUGUUAUCUCGAGCGAGGAGAGUAUCUUUGAAGAUGCGGAAAUUCUUGGCUGUGCGCAAGACUUCCUACCUGAGAAGCGUGUGGUUGAUCCCGAUGAUGUUCCCCAAGCUAAUGAGGAAGAUUCGAAGUUAGCCGAGGAGACGCCCCCUGAGAUAGAGCUUAAGGAUUCUCCUACGUCAAAACGAGAAGUCGUCGAUAAGUCGAUUCACGAUGACGAAUUGAAGAUCUCCUUCGCUCAACGUACAGCUAAACUGAAGAAGUUGGUGGAUAUGCGGCGGCGUCGACCCUCUGUUGGUGUUCAGGUGGGCUACCUUAUGUUGGCUCGUAGUCUCUAG